AUGGCGUUGCUGCGGUGUCGGCAGCACGGAGACCCACUGCAGGGGCACCCGGCUACCUGCCUCAGGCCGCUGUCAUUGCUCGGCAACGCCACGCUCAGGAAAUCUGAAAAAGAAAAAACUUUAACGAGGAUGCGAGGUGUAUGGUGGAGCGCUUUCGCGCUCCUGCUGCUGGUAGUGGCUACAAGUGCCCUUCGUACCGCCCAGGUAGAUGGUACACCGCGUUUCAGCAGGCGACAUCAGAAUCCCGAUGGCGGUCCUACAAGUACAAGUAAAUCAGAAGAUGUAUCGCCCACGUCUAGAUCUAGAGUAUCAAGAAGACGAGAAGAGAUUCAACCAAGAAACAAUUCAAGAACGAGCAGAAGCAGAAGCCGUCCAACUGAAACACCUGUCUCUGUAACAGAAAAAACUCAAUUCCAAUCUGAACAUACUGGGCGAUUUGAUUCCAGAAGAAGUCGAACACGCAGCAGACCUGUCGUAAAUGAAGAAAGUUUCGAUACAACUAUUAAUAAUAGAAAGAAUCAAGCAACAGGUAGAUCGCGACAGAGCAGUAGAUUCGUAUCUUCAUCACCAACACCGAUUCCUUUACUUAUUACCUCGCCGACUGUAGAAAAUAUACGCAAAGAUUUUACGGAUGUUGCACUUAACGAUAUAACAAAAACAAUAUCAAAAGACACAAGUGAACCAAACACACAAAUAAGACGGAGAAGUUCAACUAGCCGAACAAUUGAAACUAUAACUACUCCUAGAGGUCGUGGACGUGUCAAUAGACGUACGAAUAUUCGGGCACUGGAUUUAGAUGUUGCAGGAACAGCGAAUGCGUUAUCGACUGCUCCUAAAGAGCCGACUACUGUAAGGACUGGUGAUUUAAGAAACUCAAGAAAAUUAAGAUACAAAACAAGACAAUCUGAAAUAGACACAAAUUUAACCGGCGAAGGAAUUACAACUUCAAACGAACUAAAAUCUAGUCAAAUGAGAGAAAAUAUUACUAGUCAAUCAGAUUUGAAAACGUUUACUCGGUUCACAACAGAAAAAAGUAUCAGGCUGACUACUGAAACGGUUUCUUUAAAAACGAGUACUCAAAAAAACACAAAAGUUAUCAAGCGUCCAGUCGGCAGAAGUAAGCCAAAGUCUUCUGUGACUGCAGAAAAAUCAAAAGUAUCAGAUGAGAUUAAAGACGAUGAUAACUAUCCUGAAACUUUUAAAGCUUUGAUCCAAGCUAAAAAUGCAUCGACACAAGCCAGCUCUCCAUCCAGCGAGAGUUUGUCAGUGAAAGCAUCCCAAAAAGUUUUUAAAACUUACAACACAUCUUCACAAUCCAUAAGCACGGCUCCUGACACAGAAAAUAAUUCAAGGACACCUAACUUUCAGCUACGCAGUAAAUUAAACAAGGACGCUAAUAACAACGAUACGGGUACUGAAGAAGAAAAAAUAUCAAUAGAAACUACACAAAAACCUGAACAGACAAAGCCUAAAUCUGCCGAAUAUCGUUUACGUGGAUCAUAUAAUAUACCGAGAAGUAAAAAAUCAAACUCAUUUACAUCUCCUUCAACUUUUAGUCCAAACACUGAGAGGACAUAUAAAUUUCAAAGGAAAGUGAAAUCAACAACAACGGAAACACCAAAAAAUGAAACUUCCAUUGAUAGUAAACGUAAUGAACUUAAUUUAUCGUUUAAAAAACCUGUAAUACGUUCAUCUUUGUACUUAAGAAGAAAUACUUCAAAAAAUUUCAACACGAGUUCGGAACCUUCCGUAAAAGAUUUACUUAAAAAUAAGGAAGUAAAGUCUGUUUUUAGGUCAAAACAAUUGCUACCAAGGACUUCUUAUUAUUCGAGACUAAGAAAUAAUGGAUUGACAACAACAACAACAACGAUGGGGACUGAAUCAAGUAUAAAUGAAAUAACAGAACAAAUUGCAAUAGCAGCUAAAAAAGUAGAAAAUACAGCGGAAUUGCCUAUAAUUUUUACCGGUGGCACUUCUAAAGAACCAGACAAUUCAAAUAUACAAGGCAGCAGUAAUUUUAUUAUUACUGUGAACAGUAAAGAAUCGUCAGAAAAUGGCACUGAAAAUGAGGUAAUAAGCAAACCUGAAGAAAGUGAGAUUAAACCAUUUAUUAGCAGCAUUGCAACGACUCAAAAGUAUCAUGCUACUUACAAAGAAAAAAAUAAUGACAUUUCUAUAACAGAUAAGGAAAAAAUAACUAUAACACCACCCAUACGAAAUAUUCGAACUCGAAAAUAUAGUCGAAGAUCAUCGAAACCAAAAGAAGACACUGCUGUUGUGACACCUAAAUCUAAAGAGAGGAGUUUAAGAAAAUACAGUGACACUUUUUCUAAAACAACGGAGACUUCAUCAAAUGGCAUAAUAGUUGGUCCUGACAAACAAAAAAACAAAUUCAGUUCAAAAUAUCGAGCAUCAUACCUCGAUAAACCGUUUUAUAAACCCACAGUACCCACAAUAACACCACCUUCUACAGCUUGGCUGAAAUUCUUCGUGACUGACCAUCUUUUGUCAAAGUCCGUAGAGGAGCCAGUGUGGUUCGACGAAGAAGACUUUUCUGAUGUUACAACAGAACAGAUGUCAAGACAAAACACAUCGUCGUCGACAUGCAUGCAUGAAACUGCCAUUGAGCCGGGAGAAGAAAUACAAAUAGGGCCAGACGUGAACGCAAUAUCUUUUACUAAGUCACGAAGUCCACUAACCUCCGCUGAUUUAAGACUUUCCGAAAACCUUGCGAAGUCAUUACAAAUCAUGAAUGUUGAAGCGUCACAUCAUUCACCCUCAGUUACUGUAUCAAUUUUUGAUGCUUUAGCUGAAAUACUUACGUCUACACCUAGACCUCAUAUUUCCUCAACAACAGAAGUAAUGCCAAAACAAAAUCCUAAUAACGAUGUUAAACAAACCUUUGUUGGAGUGAGUAGCAAUGUUAAUAUAAAUAGUGUCAAGGGUUUCACGAGUCAAGACACCUUUGUGUCAGUGGAUAACGUAAACACUAUUGCUAAAUCUGUACAGACCACUGAACAACCUUCACCAAAUGUAUCUAACCGUACGGUAGUUGGGGAAAUGACGACACAAUCACACAAUUAUGAGAUCAAGGAAACUCCUCCUUUAAAUACACCUCCGAUUUCCCCUACUCCUACCCUUCCUCCUUCUACACCUGUAUCCGCAAGAAAACCUUUUGCUAUAAAAGUAUUAUAUGCAGAUACUGAACCUACAACAGACAAAACGACUGCGGCAAUGACUACAUAUCAGCCAUCGACUGAAAGCUCUACAAUGGUAUAUAAUACACUAUCAGACUUUGUUUUUUCUAAUAAAAAAAUAGUCUCUCCUGAUUUAACGAGCAUGCUUUCAAAUAAUAUAAAAAAUAUUAUUCAAAAUAUGGAUGAGGAUAGUAGAGCAAAACUUUCAGUAGAUAUGGUAAAAUUAAUAAAAUCCCUUAUUCCUAAAUUAAGUAGGCCUUUAAAAUUGCAAGAUGACAUUGACUUUGUUCCCAAUACAACUCCUUACAGUUUGGAAGAUAUUAAAGAUACUGAAAACAUUGUUAUAAAUAACAAAAAUACCAUAAGCGAUUCCGACUUAAAUAUCUUCCAAAAUGCUGGGGAUAAUAACAAUGUAAAUAGUACAGAAAAAAGUAUCGAUUCAUUAAUGACAACAACAGAAAUUACUACUGCUGUAAAUAUGACCUCUUCACCUGAAAACCAAAAUGCACCUACUGUGUCUGGAACUCUAACUACAUCUUCAUCAGUAACAAUCGACAUGCCAAUGUUUACAUCAACUGAAAAUAACUCCAUAAAAACGACUAAUUCACAAGUUGAGUUUUUAGCUUCCACCGAAGCAAAUAAUGAACUCGCUGUUAGUACUCCAGGCACAGUUUUAAAUUCUAUAAAUAGCAAUAUAAAUUUGAUUUCACGUGUAAAUAUUGAAUCUGCUAACAAACCUGCCACAGUUCCUUUCCUUACCGACAUUGAGUUGAGUGACUUCGCAGAAAAUAACUCCGAAUUAUCGCGUACUAAUUUGUUACAAUCAAGCCCUGCUCUAACAAUGGCUUCUUUGCAAGAAAAAGAAGUCGAAGAUAUAGAUAACAUAGAUGAUCCAAGUCAAUUAUCAAGGCUUCAGUUAUGGAUUCUUUCAAAAAAAGCAAGAGUCUUAAAAAUGAUUGAAGAAAUAAUUCGUAACCAUAACGAGGAAAUAGCAAAUGCUCCUUUGGCUGAACAGAUAAACGACAAUAAUGCUAAUAAUAAUUCUCUUUCUGACCGAUUGACUGAGAUAACUAACACAAUGACUUUAACAAGCACUAGCCCUAGCGAUUUAAGUAGGGAAAGUGUCUCGUUGACAACGCAGAGAACUAAUAUUGAAACAACUAUACCUUCUUCAAAUCCUUCCUUGUCUUCCUCCCAAAAUAAUGUGAAUACAAUUACGACUGAAAGUCUUUUUACAAAUUCACAAACGAAAAUGUCUAGUAUUUCACUGACAACUACACCUAUGUCACAUGACACUGCUUCAACAAUUUCACAAGAAUUUGAAGUAACAGCUUCCCAAACUGCUAGUGACAUAGCUGACGCUUUCUCUAGUACUACACCUGUAGCUGUUACUGAACCAACUAUGACUGAAGGUUUGAUAAAAAGCCUCGAAAUUUUGGAGACAACAACGGCAAAUAUAGACAAAGAUUUUAAAGGCAAUAUUGCAACAAUUACUACAACUUCAAACAUUGAGCCAGAAACAAUCACUGAUUUAAUGACUGAAAGUAAUGUAGAAACAACGACAGCAUCAGGUACUGAAUCAACAACUAAAGUUACAUUAUUAAAUGAGACUAAAGCAAAUGAUCUAAAUACAAUUAGCAAUGAAAUCAACGUCGCUACUACACCAUCCAUUCCAAAAAAAGAUUAUGUCAUUUUUGGAAUACUUCCUAACAAUACCGUGGUACGUAAAGACCCUAACGAUGAUCCAUUGGAAACAUUAACUGAAGCGAGUCCAUACAUCAUUUACGGCGUACUGCCAAAUAACACAGUAAUACGAAAAUUUCCUAAUGGAACUAGAGUACCACGAAUCAUGCAAAAAAUUGACAUACUACCAAUUAGUCCAUGGAGCUUAAGAAAUCCAUAUAGCCCCAUCCAUAACAUUCCGGCCAUUGUCAGACCGCAGUCUAACCCUAUCCGAGUAUCCACUAAUAUUGUGACAUCCAACGAUACCUCAAAUAACGGAUCAGAAAACCAAUUAACUACCGACACUGUAAAUAACCUACAAAUUACGAUUUCAUCGGCACUUAAUAUAACAGAUAGCAGUUCAUUGAAUAUAACUACCUCCAUAAAUAAGCCGCCUGCUGAAAAAAGCACUGCCUCGCAUGUUUUAAGUUUACGCACAACUACAACGUUACCUUCUAUCGAUGAGAUUCUGCUUAAUAGCAUAUCUUCGGCCACUAAAGAGGAGAUGGUCAUAUCCUCAAUGACAAGUUCUACUCGUGAACCAAGAAUAUUAACACUGGAUAUCGAUCCGGAGACAAAACAAAUUCGCACUGAAAGACCAGAUGAUGGAAACGGAAACACUGUAUUUAAAUUCAUACCCAUUGAUGAAGUAACUGUAUCAUCACAAGAAUCAAACGUUUUGAAACUAGUAUCUACUAAAAUGGCAAAGUUAACAAACAAUGAAAUUGUGCAAUCUACUACAUCUCAAUAUAAUACACAUACAACACGAGUUCAAAAUAACAUAAAUGUUAAUGGUCAAACGACGACUACUCAGACUGUACCAAUAACGGCAACUGAGACGACAAUGAUGCCUCCGGAGCUAUCCGUAAUGAUAAACAAUGUACCUACAGAGAUUACAACUCUUAGUCCUGAAAGUUCUCUACCGACUGCAACUAUUGAAACUGUCACAAGUUCAAGUCCUAUAACAAACCCUCCAUUGGUUUCAUCUGCUGUGGAACAACAAAGUACAACAACAUCUGAUCAAACGACAACAACACGUUCAACAAUGACUGAAGUUUCAACAACUGGCACAACCCCUGUUAAUGAAAUAUUUUUGUUAACAACGAUAAUUCCUACUACUCUUCAAACAACAAGCUUAAAUCCACCGACAGUAACGGCAACAACGACACGUCCUACGACAAGUAUUUUGGAAACUGCAGCGUCUAAUCAGAGAGAUGCUGAUCUUCUUCAAUCUUUGUUACAACAAAUUGGACGCAAUCCUAAAAAAUUAAAUAACUUUAGUAGUAACAAUCAAGUACCAGUAAAUAUUCAACAGAAUGAUAGCGCUAAGAUUCUACAAGCUAUUCUUUCGGGAGGUGCAUAUAACUUUGGUAACAUUAAAAAUGCCAAUGAAAAUAAACUAUUGACGACGACGACAACAAUGCGAUCAAUCGAAGACGACAUUCGUCAAUUUGAAGAAGAUACUAAAUUACUUAAAGCCCUUUUACUAGCCACAGGACGUAACCCAGCGGACCUUAAUUUACCGAAUCUAGACAACAUAAAACCGACUACUCCUACAACCACUACGACUACUCCUACAACCACUACGACUACUAGUACUACAACUACAAACGUUCCAACACCUACUACAACUACUUUGAAUACUAUAACAACCGAUAGAACAUCAACGUUGUCCUUUAGCGAGGACCUAAGAAAAUUACAAGAAGAUACAAGACUUUUACAAGCGUUAUUGCAAGCUACUGGUAAUCAAAACGUUGCCAGCUUACCAAUAAUAUCUGGAAUAACAUCAAAUGUUAGAGUUGCGUCAAAUCCUUUAACUACAUCAAUACAAUCAAAUCCUUCAACUCCUAUUAAUAUUCGUCCUGUAUUUACAACUCAAACGUCACCAGUAUUCAAUAGCAUUACGCCUAGAACUGUCACUGAUUCUACGUUACAGCCGCAACAACAAACAACGGAAGAAAUAAGAAUAUCAACUACGUUUCAACCUUUCACCGAAAGAUCUACCACAACCAAACGAAGUGUCAAUGACGCUUUUACUACAACUCAACGUACCCAAACUUCAAGAUUCCGAAUUACAACUGAGAUCCCGAGUACGUCAACUUUUUCAGAUGAAGAAGAUAUUCUUUUUCUGCAAAACUUGAAAUCAGUUUUGAGUACAACAAAUGGUGGUGAAGAUCCUGAAACAGCACUUGCAAAUCGAGUAAUAGCUCUUGCAGUAGAAAGGAGUUUAAAUGAAAUACAAUCUGGAAAAACGGGUGAUGCCUCAACGACAAUUAGACCCACAACUUCUACAACUGCUUCAACAACGACAGCCACUUCAACACAUCCAACUACAAGAGAUACCACAUUAAAGACACCGUCAAUAGAAGAAGAUAUUAAGCAGUUCGAACAAGACACAAAGUUAUUACAGGCAUUGCUGAAAGCAACUGGUCAAGAUCCAUCUAAAUUUAAUAUACCAACAUUGCCUAGUACUAAUACACCCGGUGCCUUUACAAUUGAGUCUACGACAGCCAAGCCUUACGGAGCUAAAAUAGCAGUAAAAGAUGAGUUAAAAAAUGAAAACGACGAUGCACAGUUAUUACAAACUUUAAUAAAAUUACAAGACGCACAAGAAACAACUACGCAAAGAAGUAAAUUAGCGAUUACAGGGCAAUCGCCCGACGAAGCACUGAAAAAACUAUUGAACCAAGCUCAACCUACUGGAAUGGUUUCUGAAGCGACUAAAUCUUCAAUUUCAUUAAGCACUGAAUAUGGAAACAGCAAUGACGCUUUAUUGGCUGCAUUAUUAAAGGAACAAGGCUUUGGACCAACAACGGCAAGUUCAUUGGAUGAACAACUUCGACUGGCUGCUUUACUCAACCAAGUGGUAGUGACACCGAAGGCUAGGAGAACAACAACGCCGCCACCACCGCCGCCUGCGCCACGAAGACCAAUAUUAGAUGGUCUUGCGUGGCUCUGGCAACAGUGGCGAGAAACUGCGCCAGGUCCAGAUGUAGCCAGACCAAACAGAAGGCCUGCCUCAUCAGCUGGGCCAUCUAUAACGCCGUCUGCAGCAACAAGCUCAAGAGUCAACUGGUUUGGAUCCGGGCCUUUCGUUGGUAACGCCGACGAAAGGCCAGCAGCAAAUAGAAUACCCCUGGAGCCCCCAAGCGUUGUGACGACAGAUCAAGGUCCCGGUAGAGGGCAGCUGGUUUCAGCGGCCAUCAACGUGACUCGAGCAUUCUCGCAGUUCUUGGGGGCUGCAAUACAGGGAGCAGCCCAAACAGUUCAAAGUGUCAUACGAGCAGGUCAGAGGGCUGCGUCGGACGUUUACACGAACGGCUCGGGGUAAAACUGCCAUGGACUCGAAACUUUUCCGAAAGUGUCAUAGUACGCACUAUGUGUUGCGAGCGCUCAAAUGUACAUAGUUACUUUUAGUUAAGAGCCUCUCGUUAAGUUGUAGACAACGAAAUUGUUACUGUUGACAAACCAAAUUAGUUAGUUAAUAAUCGUUUGUUAAUGAAACUGCCAAAUUUUGUGGUAGAUUAUUUUAAUAUAAUGUUGAUGUAUCAUAGAGAAGUGGCUGUUUUAGUUGUGUACUAUAAAAAAAUGAAUAAUGUUGUUUAAGAGUUGUAUUAAAUGUUUCUUGCAUUAUA
Melitaea cinxia (Glanville fritillary) is the source of this 8554-nucleotide messenger RNA. RefSeq names its product mucin-5AC-like. The transcript is spliced from 17 exons. Lineage: Eukaryota; Metazoa; Arthropoda; Insecta; Lepidoptera; Nymphalidae. The record is from RefSeq and is a predicted model, not a curated record. Bases 1 to 8250 code for a protein of 2749 amino acids.